GAGUAUUAAGCAGUCCAUGUUCCCGCCAUCCUUUUUUUGUGUUUAUAAAGCUAUGGUUGAAGGAAUCAUCGUUUCGUCAAGAUGUUUGCUCAAAGAGGAGUUGAGCUCAUACAGGAACUCGAAAGAGCUAAAGACUUCCUUCCACCCUUCAACGAAGAUGCAGUUCGCCAAGUACUGGAGGAGAUGAGAGCGUUGUUUGAGGAAAACCAAAGAGAUGCGAGCUCUGCUGUAGCAGGGGAAUCAGAAUACAUUACUUCAGUACAUAUUCGUCACUGUGCCCUAGAAAGAAAUAAGAGGUGUUUGAUGGCUUAUCUUUACAAUAGACUUGAAAGAAUCAAAGAGCAUCGCUGGCAUUUUGGAUCUGUGCUGCCUCCAGAUAUUAAGGCAAAUAUUUGUGAGCCUGAAACCCAGUUUUUUAUUAAGUACAACAAAUCCCUUGCUACAUAUAUGAAAUCUAUUGGUGAAGGGAGUUACUCCCUUGAUCUUACACAGAACCUAAAGCCACCCAAAAACCUCUACAUUCAAGUUAAAUGUCUUACAGAUUUUGGUGAGUUUGAAACUGAGGAUGGUGAUAUUGUAGUUUUGAAAAAGAACAGCUUGCAUCUGUUGCCUCGCGUACAGUGUGAACUUCUUAUCGCUCAGGGUGUCCUUGAGCAUGUUUCAUAAUGUUAUCAAUGGAUCUAGGUUUAAAAUAAAUAUUGUACAGGACAGU
This is a messenger RNA of Daphnia carinata, 712 nucleotides long. RefSeq names its product DNA replication complex GINS protein PSF1-like. NCBI's taxonomy places the organism in Eukaryota, Metazoa, Arthropoda, Branchiopoda, Diplostraca, Daphniidae. Gene Ontology annotation, cellular component: GINS complex. Gene Ontology annotation, biological process: DNA replication; DNA strand elongation involved in mitotic DNA replication. Bases 82 to 666 code for a protein of 194 amino acids. The transcript has 4 exons. The record is from RefSeq and is a predicted model, not a curated record.